GUCUAGAUUUGUGUAAUACUUGGCUACUUGCAUCCUCACGAGUCACGCCCGCACCGCAACCAAAAACACCAAGCGCUAUUCCGGGAGCGUGAGGCUCCGCCGCUUCUCCGGCACCAACUACAAACACACAAAAACAAAUAUCCGUCUCCGUAAAUCUCUCAGGGAGAGCAACUCUCUCAAAUCUAGGCAUCUCGCCGAGAAUUUCGUCUGAAUUUCAGCACACAUUUCUCUGUUUUCAGUAAUGGAGGCGAGGAGAACCGAGAGUCCGGUGUACGCGCGCCAUUGGAGCAGCGAAUCCGGAGUUCUCAAUCCACCGGCCGCCGCGCCGCGUCCGCACCAUGGUCGCUCCUCCUCCGUUUCCGGAAUGUCCAGCAUUAAGCGCACUCAGAAUGUCGCCGCCAAAGCUGCUGCUCAGCGGCUUGCUCAGGUCAUGGCCUCCCAAGCCGCCGCCGGCAAUGACGACGAGGACGAAGAUAAUGAUGAUCUCGGCUUCCGAUUCGCUCCUCCUCCUCUGCCUCUGUCCAGAACUGCCUCCGGCCCACCUAACACCAGUAACAAUAAAAUUAACGGUAAUGCUGCCAAGGCAUCUGCUUCGUCCAGUAAGAUCAGUAGCAGAUCCUCUUCUCCUUCGCUAGCUCGGAAUAUGGUGGAAGAAACUCCAUCUCAUCGGUCAACAUCAGCUGGGAGGCCUUUAACGUCAACUCGUCCUGCACCAGCAGUACCAACUAGCCGUUCGUCACUGAAGACUCCAAUACCCAUACCACAAAUUGAUCCUCCUACCAACAAACCACAAGAGAAAAGAUUCUCACCAAAUUUGGGACAAGUAAAUUUAAAAGAUGGGGGCCAUCAGCCUGGCACUUCUGCACUCCAUGAUGAACUUGAUGUGCUACAAGAAGAAAAUGAGAAUCUUCUGGAAAAGCUUAGGGUUGCUGAGGAGAGAUUUAGGGAAGCUGAAGCUAGAGUUGUGGAGUUUGAGAAGCAGGUUGCUGCUCUUGGUAAAGGAGUGUCCUUAGAAGCCAAAUUAUUGAACAGAAAAGAAGCUUCUUUGCGCCAGAGGGAGGCUGCACUAAAAGAGGCAAAAGCAAAAGAGGGGGUAGAUGUGGAGCUUGCAACACUCCGUUCUGAUGUUAAGAAUGCGAAAAAUGAGGCAACAGCUGCUGUUGAUCAACUUCGAGGGACUGAAACUGAAGUCAAAGCUCUGCGCUCUAUGACACAAAGGAUGGUGUUAAGCCAGAAUGAAAUGGAAGAAGUUGUUCUCAAAAGAUGUUGGCUUGCUCGUUAUUGGGGUUUAGCUGCUCGGUAUGGUAUCUGUUCGGAUAUUGCUAUCACUAAAUAUGAAUAUUGGUCAUCUUUAGCCCCUCUUCCCUUUGAAAUAGUCCUCUCUGCUGGACAAAAAGCGAAGGAAGAAUGCUGGCAAAAAGGUGAUGACAGUCCAGAAAGGGGCAAACAUGUUCAGGACUUGAGUGAUCUGACUGGAGAAGGAAACAUUGAGAGUAUGCUUUCAGUAGAAAUGGGCUUGAAAGAGCUUACGUCACUCAAGGUUGAAGACGCAAUUGUCCUUGCACUCACUCAACAACGGCGCCCAAACUCUGCUCGAACAUCAAUCUCAGAUCUCAAGUCACCUGGUGAUCCAAAGUAUAUGGAAGCAAUUGAACUGAGCCCUGAGGAGUCUGAAGAUGUGCUUUUCAAGGAGGCAUGGCUUACCUACUUUUGGAGAAGAGCCAAGGCCCUAGGUAUAGAGGAGGAAAUAGCCAACAAACGGCUUCAAUUUUGGAUCAGCCGCAGUGCACAAUCACCAACCUCACAUGAUGCUGUUGAUGUUGAACAAGGCCUAACGGAGCUGAGGAAAUUGGGCAUUGAGCAUCGACUAUGGGAGGCAUCUCGCAAAGAAACCGACCAGGAUUCUUCUCUUAUUGGAAAGUAACUCCAUCAACCACACCAUCAAAGAUUUCAUCGACUGCAAGUUAGUGUAUGUAUUUGUUUGCCUUUCCACUUGAUGCGCGAUUUUACCUUAAUAAUGUAAGCUAAAUAUAUGUUGACAUAUUAUCCUUCACAGUGCAAUAUCAGCAUAUAUUACAUUAUUAUUACUACAUGGUCUA
Molecule: messenger RNA, 2099 nt
Organism: Ipomoea triloba (trilobed morning glory)
Lineage: Eukaryota; Viridiplantae; Streptophyta; Magnoliopsida; Solanales; Convolvulaceae
Product: coiled-coil domain-containing protein SCD2
Exons: 17
Coding region: 242-1924 (560 amino acids)
Biological process (GO): cytokinesis by cell plate formation
Source: RefSeq, a predicted model, not a curated record